Messenger RNA from Schistosoma intercalatum, 2542 nucleotides. NCBI's taxonomy places the organism in Eukaryota, Metazoa, Platyhelminthes, Trematoda, Strigeidida, Schistosomatidae. The record is from the annotation of a GenBank genome assembly.
GUAUGUUCAUAGAGUGUUAUACUGUUCAGUCUGAUCACGGAAUCCCAAAAUAGUUCUAACGAAAAUCAUCAUUAUCUCUUUUCCGGUCUGAUAUUCGAUCAGUUUGAGAAAUCACAGUAUCAUUAACCGUCUUGUGUAAUUCAAUGUUUAUUGAUUGUCUUAAUAGUAUGUAAUUUUGAUGCUAUCAGGAAUUUUCCAUGGUCAACAUAUACUUAGAUUUAUGAUGAUAGAGCUUCUCAGUGUCUUACUUUGUGUCAUUUCAGAAUUCAUUGGAACAGAUGAAACCACACGGAUUACGGAAACACCUGACACUGCAACAAACACAUUGGAAGAGACUAUGCAGAAUAAUACCGAUAACUCAAGUUUCUCGAAUCAUUGUAUUGAUUUUUACGAAACUGCAUGUGGAGAGUGGGAAAAACAGAACCCUUUGUCGGGUGAUAGUGCUAGUUCAAGCGUUAUGCAACAGAUGGGAAUGAACGUUGAUAACUACUUCUGGAAGAUAAUUGCUAACGAUUCAUACUAUAGAGAAGAUUGGCGCUUACAAUCAGCUCGAGCAUUUUACAAAUCUUGCGUAAAUAGUCGAAAUUCAGACACAACGCGUGAAAGUCGUCAUCACUUGAUAGAUAUAUAUUUUGGCGGAUGGCAACUAAUACCAUCACUUUCGACGGAGAUAAAUAAUACAAAUGGGCGAAAUCAAAGUCAAAUGAAUAACAGUCUUACCGAUCUAUUUCUACCAAUAUUAACUCAAACUGGACGUUCACCUUUAUUUUCAAUGAACAUCGCAGAGGAUAUUUUUGCCGUCCUAAUUUCACCUGGUCAGUUCGCUUUUCAAACCGAUUUACAGAAGACUGAUAUGGACAAAUCCGAAGAGGAUUACUACAAGCUUGCAUUUGAAACUGGGGUACCUCAGUCUCAAAAUCCAAAACUAACAGAUGCUUUCCGAAAAAUGAUUCGAUUAGGCAGAAUCGAUUGGAGUUAUGCACUUGAAAAAGUAUUACAAGAAACUGGAUAUGUAAACUACCACAAACUACCAAUCAUUAUAGAACGGCGAAAUGAACUCCGUCAACGUUGCGCAGAAUACCGUGAACUAUUGACGGAAAAAGAUGGUGGAAGUACUCUACACACAAUAGCUAUUAUGGACUUUUUAAGAGAACAACAAAAGAAUACACUAAACGUCCAUACAUUUGGAACGAAUCAUAACUUCAAUUCAUCUUCACAGCCACAUUUUGAUGAGCAAUGUAUAAAUCGGUUGAAGGAUGCGUUUCCAUGGACGUUUGAAAGACAUUAUAUCCGUUCGCAUGUAAACAAAACACACAUAACAGAGGUGAUCAAUAUGUUUAAUGAAAUUAAACUCACUAUCACUAACUCAAUACCAAAAAUCAAGUCGUUGAAUGAAGAAGAGAAAAAAUUCAUGAAAUACAAGGUUUCAAAAAUGGGUAUAUUUGCCUUGUACUCCAAUCAAAAUGCUUCUCAACAAAAUGAAAAUCUCUCAACAGUAUUCCAAUACCCUAUUCGAGAGGACAAUUAUUACACAAAUGAAUUCUACAUCCGUAGAGCGAAAUAUAUUGACACUUUGAAAACUCAAUUACACAAAUAUAACCCAUCUCUCACAGGAUCACUGUCACGUCUCGUAUCAGCUUAUUAUGCAACGGAUGAAAAUCGUAUAUAUGUAUACCCAGGACUUCUACAACCUCCACUUUAUUAUGAAAAUGGUAGUUUAGCUUCGAAAUUUGGAGCACUUGGUUGGAUUAUAAGUCAUGAGAUUAUGCACGGAAUAGGUAUCCAAGGUGUACUGUAUGAUGAGAAUCAGAAUAAACGGACUUCGUUCAAUGCUUUACUGUCAUCCGGUUUGAAACAUUUGAAUGCUUUAUGUCUGAGUCGUCAGUAUGCUUUCUAUAGUUACACUGCUUUAAAAGCUUUUCGCACUGAUACUCAAGAAGAAAUGUUGGCUGACAAUGAUGGAUUAAAAGCGUCGUACCACACAUACAAGCGUUUGUUGAAGAAGUUCUCGAACAAUGUUAGCCAAGAUAACCACGAUUCACUUGAAUCUGAUCGACUGUUCUUCCUCUCGUCUGCACAAGCUAUGUGCGGACAUCAUGGUGAGGUAAUACUUGCACAAAAUGCAGUAGCUAUGCCUCAUGUCUUGGAAAAGUUUAGAGUGAUCGGGGCGUUGGUCAAUAGUAGAAGAUUCGCACGUGCAUAUGGUUGUCCAGUUGGUUCACCAAUGAAUCCUGUUACAAAAUGCGAUGCAUGGUAAAACCAUUAUGAAUUACAUAUUCGAAACCCUAAACAUAUUUUGGGAUGCUACAACAUUUGAGUGGUUUUUUUGCACUUUCUUAAACAAAUCUUUAAAAUACACAAUUCUCAUCUUUGGUUUUAUUUUAUGAUUCGACUCACUAUUCAUGUGAAAUGCCUAUUUGUCGAUAACAAAACUUUAUUUCAGCAUAAGAGUCAAUAUACUCCAAUUUCUUUUCCUCAAAAUGAGUAACCAACUUAUAUUGUUUUAUGCCUAAUAUUUAAAUCAAAUAAACUUUAGUUAGCC